CGUCGCUGUGAUCUGACCAAAAUCAAAGUGUUACGAUUCGAUAUCAUCAUCGGCUCUCUCUCUCCCAUUUGUGAUUUUCUCAAACCCUCCUCUUCUCUCGAGGUGCUCUCAUGGUGCUUCCGCUCUUCCGGCGCGCUGCGAUCGCCCGGACUUCCUCGCUUCUCAGAGCUCGUCUUUUCGCUCCUGCCUCCGGAUUCCAUUCUCGCUUUUCCAAUGGACUAUACCACUUGGACGACAAGAUUGGUAGCAGUAAUGGUGUGAGGCCUGCGUCUAUAGACAUGAUUACAAGAAUGGAUGAUAGUCCUCCAAAGCCUAUUCUGCGAUUUGGCUUGCAAAACUUUUCAUCUACAGGACCCAUAUCACAGACGGUUCUUGCAAUGCCAGCAUUGUCUCCUACUAUGAGUCAUGGAAAUGUUGUGAAAUGGAUGAAGAAAGAAGGUGACAAGGUAGAGGUGGGUGAUGUACUAUGUGAAAUAGAGACAGACAAAGCCACUGUAGAAUUUGAGAGUCAAGAGGAAGGAUUUCUGGCCAAGAUUUUAGUCACUGAAGGAUCAAAGGAUAUCCCUGUUAAUGAACCGAUUGCAAUAAUGGUUGAGGAGGAAGACGACAUUCAAAACGUUACUGCUACCAUAGAGGGUGGACGAGUUGGUAAAGAGGAAACAUCAGCUCAGCAAGAGAUGAAACCUGACGAAAGCACACAACAAAAAGGUUCCAUUCAGCCCGAUACAUCAGAUCUUCCCCCACAUGUCGUCUUAGAAAUGCCAGCACUUUCUCCUACAAUGAACCAAGGUAACAUUGCCAAAUGGUGGAAAAAAGAGGGUGACAAGAUUGAAGUGGGUGAUGUCAUAGGUGAGAUCGAGACUGACAAAGCCACUCUGGAAUUUGAAAGCCUUGAAGAGGGGUACUUGGCUAAAAUUCUAAUUCCUGAAGGUUCCAAGGAUGUGGCGGUCGGAAAGCCAAUUGCCCUUAUAGUUGAAGAUGCUGAAAGUAUUGAAGUCAUCAAGUCUUCUUCCGCAGGUAGUUCUGAGGUUGAGACAGUUAAAGAAGUCCCUCACAGUGUUGUAGAUAAACCUACAGGGAGGAAAGCAGGCUUCACAAAGAUCAGUCCUGCUGCGAAGCUAUUGAUUUUAGGACAUGGAUUGGAGGCAUCAUCAAUUGAGGCAUCGGGUCCCUAUGGUACAUUACUGAAAUCAGACGUUGUGGCCGCAAUUGCUUCUGGAAAAGUUUCUAAAACAUCUGCGUCUAUGAAGAAGAAGCAACCGUCUAAGGAGACCCCGUCUAAAUCCUCAUCCACAUCGAAGUCUUCUGUGACACAGUCAGAUAAUUAUGAAGAUUUUCCCAAUAGUCAAAUUCGCAAGAUUAUAGCAAAACGUUUAUUGGAAUCAAAACAGAAGACACCCCAUUUGUAUUUACAAUCAGAUGUUGUAUUGGAUCCUCUUCUUGCAUUUAGAAAAGAACUUCAAGAAAACCAUGGCGUUAAAGUGUCUGUCAAUGACAUAGUUAUUAAAGCAGUGGCAGUCGCACUGAGGAAUGUACGGCAAGCUAAUGCUUUCUGGGAUGCUGAGAAAGAAGAUAUCGUUAUGUGUGACAGUGUUGACAUAUCAAUUGCAGUUGCAACUGAGAAGGGCUUAAUGACUCCAAUUAUCAAGAAUGCAGACCAGAAAUCUAUUUCUGCUAUUUCCUUAGAGGUUAAGGAGCUGGCACAAAAGGCGCGUUCUGGAAAGCUUGCUCCUCAUGAGUUUCAAGGAGGGACAUUCAGCAUAUCAAAUCUAGGGAUGUAUCCUGUGGACCAUUUCUGCGCAAUCAUUAACCCCCCUCAGGCUGGGAUUCUAGCAGUUGGUAGAGGAAAUAAAGUGGUUGAGCCAGUUAUUGGACUAGAUGGAAUUGAGAAGCCUUCUGUUGUAACAAAAAUGAAUGUAACGUUAUCCGCUGAUCAUCGGAUCUUUGAUGGACAAGUUGGAGCUUCGUUUAUGUCUGAGUUGCGUUCAAACUUUGAGGAUGUUCGAAGACUUCUUCUGUGAGAAAGAUCCAACUGUUUAUCAAAUGAAUCUUGGAUUAUUAC
Molecule: messenger RNA, 2062 nt
Organism: Arabidopsis arenosa
Lineage: Eukaryota; Viridiplantae; Streptophyta; Magnoliopsida; Brassicales; Brassicaceae
Source: the annotation of a GenBank genome assembly